Jaminaea rosea is the source of this 312-nucleotide messenger RNA. RefSeq lists its product as hypothetical. The record is from RefSeq and is a predicted model, not a curated record. The transcript has a single exon. Lineage: Eukaryota; Fungi; Basidiomycota; Exobasidiomycetes; Microstromatales. The coding region runs from base 1 to 312 and encodes 103 amino acids.
AUGAGGGACAUCAGCAACCAAGAGUGGAAAGCCUUGCUGGACGUGCAGCUGGAGCCGGCAGGUCUCAAGCUGAUGGAGGCGCUAGACAACGGCGUCGACAUCCGGGCCCAAGCCUUCUGGGAUGGCCUUCCCGAUCCUGUGGUUGCGCUAGACUUGCCUUGGUCGGCCGUGGAGCUCCCUUCUGGUUGCUGGGUAGACUCCAAAACAGGUGGCAUCUACCUCGCCGUCGGCUUCCUGGCAGCAAUUCUCGCAGCCAUUUACGUCGGCAAAUCGAGCUACGUCCCCUCGCGUCUGGCCUCCCACCUCAUCUAG